Molecule: messenger RNA, 378 nt
Organism: Angiostrongylus costaricensis
Lineage: Eukaryota; Metazoa; Nematoda; Chromadorea; Rhabditida; Metastrongylidae
Source: the annotation of a GenBank genome assembly
AUGAAACCAAGGUUACAAAUCAAUUCUGCCGUAUUUCUUAAAUCAAUACAAGGAGAUAGUUUAGGUGCUCUAGUCGAGUUCAAUGGACCACGAAUGACGUCUGCAAUUCGCCUUGCAGGUUCACAUCUUCGUGAGUUACGUAUCCAUCUUUGUCAAAAAAGUUCGGCUUCUGCGGGAGUGCGUGACUUCAUUGAGAACGACUAUGUGGAUUUGAAGAAGGCAAACCCUCACUUUCCUAUCCUCAUCCGCGAAUGUUCUGGGAUCGUCCCACGUGUAUUUGCAAGGUAUGAACAUGGAGUCGAACGUUGUGUUGUUCUCGAGGAUUUGCCAAGAGAGAAAGUCGCAUCAGCAAUUAAAGAGCUGUCAGCUCUCAGCUAG